AUGCGCAUAGUAUCAAUAUUUUUUUCCGUUUAUGGUGCAGAAAAGCACAUUCCUUCGCUUUCAUUGAACAUGGGCAUCAGAGUAACUACGGAAAAGCUCUCCAAUGAAUCCAAAACAGAAUUGAAAUACAAAUCGGGCAAAAAGGUCUUGGAAAUCAAGCUAAUGAGUACAGUUGAAUCAACUAGUCGCGUGAACGGAAUCAACGAUCAGUUUCAUCUGAUCAAUAAAAGCGUUAUUCAGUUCAAAAGCAAUACCAAUGAUGGUUUGACACUCCUUUGA
Messenger RNA from Adineta ricciae, 279 nucleotides. Lineage: Eukaryota; Metazoa; Rotifera; Eurotatoria; Adinetida; Adinetidae. The record is from the annotation of a GenBank genome assembly.